GCUCUUACUAAAAUACUAGUACUACUUAAGCUAAAAAAAAGUGGACGGAUUGAAAAAUUCUCACCAACUUCAAAUCACUCACAAGUCCCAUAAACCAAACAAUCACCUACUUUCCUCCACAUAUAUUAAUCUAUAUAUAGUGAAUGAUAGAAGUCCAUCUUUCAAUAGCUCAAUUGCUUAUACUUCCCAAUUCCAAUCUUCACAAACAAACACUAAAAACACCAUCAAAUUAGAAAAAGGAGAAAAUGGCAACCAAUGGAGAAACUGGCAGGCACCAAGAAGUUGGACACAAGAGCCUCUUGCAAAGUGAUGCUCUCUACCAGUAUAUCCUUGAAACUAGUGUGUACCCAAGAGAGCCCGAAGCCAUGAAAGAGCUGCGCGAGAUAACAGCUAACCACCCAUGGAACAUAAUGACCACAUCUGCAGAUGAAGGCCAGUUCCUGAACAUGCUUCUGAAGCUCAUCAAUGCAAAGAAUACCAUGGAGAUUGGUGUCUAUACUGGUUACUCUCUUCUUGCCACUGCCCUGGCUCUCCCUGAUGAUGGCAAGAUCCUGGCUAUGGAUAUCAACAGAGAAAACUAUGAAUUAGGUCUCCCAGUGAUUGAAAAGGCUGGUGUGGCUCACAAGAUUGAAUUCAAAGAAGGCCCAGCACUCCCUGUUCUUGACCUAAUGAUCCAAGAGGGGAAGUACCACGGAACAUUUGAUUUCAUCUUUGUAGACGCUGACAAGGACAACUAUUUGAACUAUCACACGAGACUCAUCGAUUUGGUAAAGGUGGGGGGAGUGAUCGGCUACGACAACACGCUGUGGAACGGAUCGGUGGUGGCGCCGCCGGAUGCGCCGCUGCGGAAGUACGUUAGGUACUACAGAGAUUUCGUGUUGGAAUUCAACAAGGCGUUGGCCGCUGACCUGAGAGUUGAGAUUUGCCAGCUUCCCGUCGGUGAUGGCAUCACCCUUUGCCGCCGUGUCUCAUGAAUUUCCAGUCUUAUCUUCGCCGGCGCCGGCAGCGGAGGCGCUGAUCAAUUAUCAUUCACAGUUCGGGUUUCAUUUGUAAUGUUAUUUACCUUUUGAUGAUAAAUUUGGAUUAAACCGUUGCAACUCACAUUUCACAAAUAUUGUUUGGCAAUUUUAAGUUGAAAUGAAAUACAUAUAUUGGGUAUAUAUAAAAUCAAAUGCCAAUAUAUUAUUGUUGCGGCCAAUAGAUUACAAUAUAAAAUACCUAUGUUGAUUUUACCAAUAAACGGAGUAUUUUAUAGUUUUUGCUAAUGCAUGUAUUACUAUUUGUGCUAAAUCAAAUACAUAUUGGGUAUAUGAAAAAUCAAAUGCAAGUGUAUUUCGGUGUAUAUAAAAUGCCCAUAUUGAUCUAGGCAAAAUAUACUCCUUAAUAUAUUAAGUUUUUUUUUAUAUCGUAAA
Molecule: messenger RNA, 1412 nt
Organism: Cuscuta epithymum
Lineage: Eukaryota; Viridiplantae; Streptophyta; Magnoliopsida; Solanales; Convolvulaceae
Source: the annotation of a GenBank genome assembly